GCAUAUUUCUCCUCUAUCCAUCCCCACGAACCCAACAUUUCAUGACUUUUAUGACCAUAUCCAUAUUGAUGAAAAAUGGUUUGAAAUCACAAAAAGAAACACAACUUUCUAUGCUCUCCCUGAUGAGAUAGACCCAUCCAGAACCAUUCAAAGCAAAAGUCAUAUACCCAAAAUAAUGUUCCUAGCUACUGUUGGUAGGCCAAGGUAUGGGGAGCAUGGGGAAGUUUUGUGGGAUGGGAAAAUAGGAAUAUUCCCAUUCACUUAUGAAGCUGCUGCUCAAAGGUCAAGUAAAAAUAGGCCAGCAGGGACAAUGGAGGUCAAGGCAAUCCCAAUAAUAAAUAGGGAUGUUAUGAAAGAGAUGUUACUCAACCAAGCUGCUCCUAGGUCUUUGGCAGACUUGGUUCUUGCUGUUACUAUAGCUUUUGAAGAGCUCUCACAUGACACACUUAAUAGAGUAUUCUUAACCCUUCAAGGUGUGAUGGGUGAGGUUCUUCAAAACAAAGGGGGGAACCAGUUCAAAAUCCCUCACAUGAACAAAACAAAGAUGGCCAGAGAAGGAACACUUCCACAGAAUUUAGGGGUCAGCCCAGAAGUGUAUCACACUGCACAAGUGUACUUACAGGGGCAUGUCGAAGUGCCUUUGCCUCAUCUCCAUAUGGCUAUUCGAAAACAGUUUCUGUAUCAGACAUCGCCAGGAUCUGUUCUGAGCUUUCUCAAUAAUUCAUCCAUGGCGGCGUCCUCAUCAGAGGCACCCCCACCCCCUGAUGAACAACAACAACAACCACCCUCUCAAAGCCCCCUCCCUUACAAGACAUGGGUUUUAAAAGUUCCAAUCCAUUGUCAAGCAUGCAAAAGAAAAGUCAAGAAGGUCUUACACACCGUUGAUGGAGUUUACAUAACCGAGAUUGACGAAAGGGAGCACAAGGUGACAGUAACCGGCAACGUAGAAGCUGACGCCUUGAUUAAGAAGCUUCUUCGCUCCGGAAAAACCGCCGACCUUUGGCCGCCGCCGGAGAAUGACAAGAAAUCUAAAAAUCGGAAGAACGGCGACGAAGAAGAGGAGGAGGAGGACGACGGCAGUGAAGAAGACAAGGAGGGAGAGAAGCAGCCCCCAGCUGCCACCCACCAGAAGGCGGCCGCCGCCGGCGGUGCGACGGCGGUCAGAUUCGACCUCCCUCCGCACCCUGCCCCAUCCGGAGACGUUCCAGAUAAAAAGAAGAAGAAAAACAAAAAGAAAAAGAAGAAGAAUAAGAAGCAUGACGACGCGGCGGGGGCAGCGGCGGCGCCACCUUGUGACGGCGGAGCACCGGCGAACACGGGAAACGAAGCGUGGAUGGUGGGCCCACCGUACUAUCCCCACAUGUACCCUCCCCCAAGUUACUAUCUCCCUCCUCCUCAUCAUCAUCAUCCCCUUCCUCCUCCGCAACAACAAACUGCUUACGUGGUGAGUUAUAAUAAUAAUAAUGCGGCGACGCACCCCGGCGGCGGAACAGCGGCGGCGCACUACUUGGCACCGCCGACGUACUACACGCGAGCGGAGGUCCGGGCGAUGAGAUGCCGGCCGUUGGAUUCGUUUGAGGUUUUGAGCGACGAGAAUCCUAACGCCUGCUCUAUUAUCUGAUCAUAUUAAUUACUCCGUAGUAAAUUCUUUUGUGUGUGUAACUAUUAUUUCUGUAUGGAGUAUAUAUUUCCACUACUUACUUUUUACCGAAAUCGCUUGACCAAGUUUUCCCCCCCUUCUUUCCAUGACUUUGAUCUAGUCAAACUGUAUAAUUUUCAGUUUUUCACAACAAAAUUUUACCGAGUGCUGAAACUCAUUUGAGAGAUUUAUUUACAAAUUUUGAAAUGAAUAACUAAAUUUUAA
Cuscuta campestris is the source of this 1864-nucleotide messenger RNA. Lineage: Eukaryota; Viridiplantae; Streptophyta; Magnoliopsida; Solanales; Convolvulaceae. The record is from the annotation of a GenBank genome assembly.